UAACGUGAUAGCGUGCGGGUUAAGCAAGAAGCGGUGACAGGUGAAUGUCUACCGGACAACUCUGUGUGGAGUAGAUUUCUAGAGAUGGCGGAAAGUGAACUAGUGUCAGGAGCAGAUGGCUGGUUGUCCGCCUUGGCUGCUUCACUGGGAUCCUCUGAACCAGCGUUGCGGUUGGUCAUCUCUAUCUUCCUUGGGUACCCAUUUGCCUUGCUCUACAGAUACAUUCUUUUUGAUCAGUCACCUUCAGCAAUUCACAUCUACCACACUGUGAUUGGUUUAUGGAUUGCUUAUUUCAACUUUGGUGGACAGCUGUACCAUUCCCUUCUGUGUGUGGUAGUCCAGUUUUUGGUCAUACGGCUUAUGGGCAAGACAGUCACAGCAGUACUGACCAGCUUCAUAUUUCAAAUGGGAUAUUUACUAGGUGGCUACUACUGCACAGCAACGGAACAGUACGACAUCAAAUGGACAAUGCCCCACUGUGUUCUCACCCUCAAACUCGUAGGACUUGCCUUUGAUUAUUAUGAUGGCGGAAAAGAUAAGACAAGACUAAGCAAGGAACAAGAAGUUAGUGCAAUACAAGCAGUUCCAUCUUUCCUGGAGGUCACAGGCUUUUCUUAUUUCUAUGGAGGUUUCUCAGUGGGACCACAGUUCACGAUGAACAAUUACCUUAAACUAAUCAAUCGGGAGAUGACUGAUGUCCCUGGGCAAAGACCAAAUUGCAUUGUUCCUGCUCUAACUCGCUUAUCCGUGGGCUUAUUCUUCAUGGUAAUCUUCCUACUCACAUCAGGCUAUGUGCCAGUUGAGUACUUACUCACAGAUGAGUUUGAGAACCAGCCAUUUUGGUACCGUUGUGUAUAUAUUGCAGCAUGGGGCAAGGUUGCUCUUUACAAGUAUGUCAGCUGCUGGUUAAUUGCGGAGGGUGUUUGUAUAAUGACUGGCCUAGCUUACAAUGGAAAGGAUGAGACUGGAAAAGCUAAAUGGGAUGGUUGUGCGAAUAUGAAAGUUUGGUUGUUUGAGACAACUCCUCUUUUCACAGGGACAAUUGCCUCUUUCAAUAUUAAUACCAAUGCAUGGGUUGCCAGGCAUAUCUUCAAAAGACUGAAGUUCUUGGGGAACAAAUUGGCAUCACAAGCAUUCACACUUUUGUUUCUUGCAGUCUGGCAUGGCUUACACUCAGGAUAUUUUAUGUGCUUCUUCUUGGAGUUUAUCACUGUAGUUGUGGAAAAGCAGGAACUUGAAGUUGUUCAAGGUUGCACUCCACUGAAAAAGAUUAUUGACAACCCUAUACUCAGGCCACCUCUCUACAUUAUUCAACAGUGUAUCCAUUGGUUGUUCAUGAGUUAUCCCCUGGUGGCAUUCAGCAUUUUUUCUUGGGAAAAAUGGGUUAAGGUGUACAGUUCAGUUUAUUUCUGUGGCCACAUAUUUUUUUUUGUAUUGCUUGUCAUAUUACCAUUCCUCAGGAAAGUCCUUGUGCCAAGGAAGUCAAAAGAAAAGAAAUCUGAGUGAAUCAAGUCUUUCAACAGGAAAAGGUGAUUGAGAACUUUUGGACAGCAAGCAUCCUUAACUUUUGGAUUCACAGCUGUUCAGAUGGAAGGACAGCUGUUGUAAUAAGUGGAAGUUUUUUUAAGAGAAGAGAGAACAUGAUGAGGACAAAUUUUGUUUAAUUGGGUUUAAAAAAAUUAUCCCAUUUUGUUUUUAUGUUUUGAUUUUUUUUUUUUUUUUGCCAUCACUUUGUAUAUUUUAUUUACUCCAUCUAUGUUCUUAACCCUAGAAUUAACCUUUUGAUUUUGCUGAUUUUUCUGCAUUCUUCAGGAUUUUUAAUUUUGGUCCCCAAAAUAUGAUCCACACAAAACACUGCCAUUUCUAGAAUGUGUGACUCAGACAAGAAACAAACGUCUGAAUUUAUCAAGUUUCCUUCAAGAUAAAUUCAGUGGAUGACAUCAAGCUUCCAGGCUGCCAAACUACUGAAGCAUUUCCCUAGUGGAAGCUGAAGAUACUGUAAAGGAGAAUAUAUUUGCAAGGAAAAAGAAGGAAGUCUGGGGCUGCAUUUGACUUUCUUCCUUCUGCAUACUUGAAAUAGAUAUAUUUUUCAAAUAAAACUGCUAGCACAGAAAAAGAAGGGGAAAACGGUUAAGUGGAGUGAUAAAUGUAAGUCUGAAAUAGUACACCACUUUUAUCUGAAAAUGUGAAAUACAACAGGUGGCCAAAGAAGAAACUCACAUUUUACCCAUAUGUGGAUGUACAAGUUUAGAUUUCCUCUGUUCAGCAGUAUGGUGUUCUACCUUUUCCAUAUAACUGAAGACAUUAGUAGAAUUUAAAUUGUUGAUGACUGUUCACUUUGUUUACAUUACACAUCUUUAUAGCGACUACAAGCCUUUUAAAAUUAAGAAAUUUGUUCAGAUUUUUUCAUUUCUGGCAGGUCAGAAUUUUGUGCAUAUCCUGAUAUCGCAUUUCUGGAACCUAUUUGAUAUUUGCUUUAUACAAGAGAAGAAUAUUUGGUUUUACAUGAUGCAUGUAAUGCCAUUUGUAUUCCAGAAGAGCUCAGAAUGUCUGCAACAAAUGAGAGGUUUGCAUCACACACCAUAAUACAAAGAACAUUGAAAAAGACCGCAGUUGUUGAGCAGUAGUGUUUGGACCAGAGCUGUGCAGCUUCCCUUGUUCAGCACUGAAUUGUAGGUUCUGCAUUCCUUCGCUCUGAGUUAAUAUCAGAGUCACACUGUCUGCAUCCAUUCAUGAGACUAAGUUUUCAGACCUUUAACUUAUGCCUUGAUGGAGUGUAGAAAGAUGUACAUACAUCUUUCGCAUUGUUCAGAAACCUGCUUUUAUUGAGUUAGCUCGCAGACAAAACUUAGCAUGUUGAGCUCUAAAUACUUUUCCUUUCAGGGUAUAAUUGUAAGUGGAAUAGUCACAAUAUUUAAUACUAAAGUUAUCUGCACAGGAUGGAAUGCAGGCUGAGAUGAAUUAAUGUGGUUAUUUUUCUUAUAAAAAAUGUGUUUUAAAAGUUGUAGAAAUGAUAGUGAUUGUAAAGAGGAUAGUUAAUGCCAAAUUUAAAUUUGUGCUGAUAUUGAUAUUUAUAACAAAUAAGCAUUCACUGUGUUUUUAUAAAGUAUACAACAUAGGUUUUUAAACUAGAAAUGAAAAUGGA
Messenger RNA from Protopterus annectens (West African lungfish), 3145 nucleotides. It is a transcript of the gene LPCAT3, whose product is annotated as lysophosphatidylcholine acyltransferase 3. The transcript is spliced from 13 exons. The record is from RefSeq and is a predicted model, not a curated record. NCBI's taxonomy places the organism in Eukaryota, Metazoa, Chordata, Ceratodontiformes, Protopteridae. Gene Ontology annotation, molecular function: 1-acylglycerophosphocholine O-acyltransferase activity; lysophospholipid acyltransferase activity. Gene Ontology annotation, biological process: phosphatidylcholine biosynthetic process; lipid modification. Gene Ontology annotation, cellular component: membrane. Bases 85 to 1506 code for a protein of 473 amino acids.